AUGGAUAUCGAUGGAAAAUUUGAAAUUAAUAUUCAAAUAGGAAAUAUUCGAACGAGCAUUAUUGCAUUAGUAUCAAAAUCUUUAUCAACAUUAUAUAUAAUAGGUCGAGAUUGGAUAAGUAAGUAUACAGUCGAUAUUUGCCAAUCAAGUAAAUUAAUUAUCAUCUACACAACACGAUCAUCAGCUACUAUAUCAAUGGAUGAUAAUAUGGACGAGCAUACUUUUGAUCUACGAUUAGUUAACAACAUAGUAUUAAAACCACAACAUGAAACAAUUGUUCGACUUAAAUCAUCUAUUUCUUCGUCUUCAAACGUGAUUUUUCAUCCUAAUCGUAAUAUCCAAUAUCAAAAACUUAUUGCUAUUCCGAAUGCUCUAUUAUCUAUACAAAAUUAUGAAACGCAUGUUACAAUUGCUAAUCCAACAAAUAAAAUAUGUUGA
Molecule: messenger RNA, 438 nt
Organism: Rotaria socialis
Lineage: Eukaryota; Metazoa; Rotifera; Eurotatoria; Philodinida; Philodinidae
Source: the annotation of a GenBank genome assembly